Messenger RNA from Uloborus diversus, 966 nucleotides. RefSeq names its product neurotrimin-like. Gene Ontology annotation, biological process: synapse organization. Gene Ontology annotation, cellular component: neuron projection membrane. The transcript is spliced from 4 exons. The record is from RefSeq and is a predicted model, not a curated record. NCBI's taxonomy places the organism in Eukaryota, Metazoa, Arthropoda, Arachnida, Araneae, Uloboridae. The coding region runs from base 1 to 636 and encodes 211 amino acids.
AUGGCAGUGUCUUGGAUCCGUAGGAAAGAUUUCCAUGUGCUCACUGUUGGGUUAGAUAUCUACACGAGUGACGAUCGCUUCCAAGCCCUCCACGCCCACAACUCCAACGAUUGGACAUUGCAGAUUAAAUUUGCCCAGUUAAGAGAUGAAGGUCCCUACGAAUGCCAAGUCAGUUCUGACCCCAAAAUCAGCUUCUUUGUUAACCUCACAGUGCUUGUUGCUAAAGCUGUCAUUGAAGGCGCUCCAGACAUCUACGUGAAGAGUGGCAGUUCCAUAAACUUGACGUGCGUGAUCACACAGAGUCCCGUGCCGCCUGUCUUUGUCUUCUGGUAUCAUGACGAGAGAAUGAUCAACUAUGAUUCCUCCAGAGGACAGAUAGCAGUGCAGAAGGCAGGUGUUGACACCGCCCUGUCGAAACUCUACAUUAAAGAUGUUCAGCCGUCAGAUUCCGGCAAUUAUACCUGCUGUCCUUCCAACGCCGAAGCGACCAGCAUUACAGUACACGUGCUCAAUGGUGAAAAGCCAGCAGCCAUGCAACACGAUGCGAAUCCCGGGCAUUCUGUGUCCUGCUCUUUUCAACCAACAUGCUUGAUUCACUGGAUCCUGCUACUAUUUUUAUUUUGCAUUUUGAGGUGACGGAAAUAGCAUCAAACAAAGAUGUUGGAUUAUACCUAUAUAAAUAUACACACAUAAGAACUACACUUCAUCUCAGUUUGAAAGUCUAUUUUGGACAGCGACUUCGUAAAAGUGACUUUGAAGGAAUUAUUUAUUUAUCGAAUUGUGCAAACCAACUAUAAGAGACACAGUUUUAAUGCACCGUGUAAUGUCUUUGACUACGAGCUCUUUUGACUGUUGCUAUCGUACGAACAUACUACUUGCCCUAAAUGUACAAACUAGAUGGGGGCAUGAGUGUAAUAUAUCAACACGGUGCUGUAGUUCAUUUACCUUUUUAAAAAUUCAAUUGAA